UAUUUUGGUCUGUGUGUUACGCCGUAAGCCCGCGCCGCGCGGUAUCUAUUGUGAAUCGCCUGCAGAAAGAAAAACUCCUGGGGAGCAGCUGAGAUCCACUUGACAUACAGUUGUAAAGAUGGCGUUUAUUAAAGAGGAGGUUGAAGACGUGAAGAUCGAAGAAGCAUUUAGAGUGAAACAAGAAGAUACUGAGGAACAAACAGACCUGGUGGCCCCAAAAGAGGAGAGACAAGAAUACAAUGUGAAGGAAGACAAAGACAAGAAUGAGAAACAUCAUGAUUUCAUAAAUGAAGAAAAAUCCUCUAGUUGCAUUCAGACUUCCCCACAACAAAGAGCUCAAACGACUGGAAGUAAUUUCACCUGUGCUCAGUGUGGAAAAAGUUUCAACCAAAAAAAAAACCUUACUAUGCACGUGAAAAUUCACACUAAUAAGAAGCCUUACUCGUGUCCUCAAUGCGGACAAAGUUUUACUCUUAAAGGAAACCUUAGUAAACACCUAAAAAUUCACACUGGAGAGACCCCUUAUACCUGCACAGAGUGUGGGAAGAGCUUCUCACGAAAAGGAAGUCUUAAGACUCACAUGAGACUUCACACUGGAGAGAAACCGUAUACAUGCCCUCAGUGUGGAAACAGUUUUACACGUAGUGGAACCCUUAAUACCCACAUGAGAAUUCACACUGGAGAGAAGCCUUAUAUGUGCAAACUGUGUGGGAAGAGCCUCUCACGAAAAGAAAGUCUUAAAACUCACAUGAGAAUUCACACCAAAGAGAAGCCUUACAAAUGUCCUGAGUGCGGCAAGAAUUUUACACGUAAAGGAACCCUUAAUUCCCACAUGAGAUUUCACAAUGGCCCUCACUUUUCACAAAAAGAAGGUCUAAAGACUGUGAAGAUUGACACUGAAGAAAAGCCAUGGAGUUUCACAAACAGGAAACGCUUGAAGAAUCAUCUAGUAACUCACAACAGGAAAAAGCCCUUUGUGUGCCCUCACUGUUUAAAGUGUUUCACAUUUAAUGGAAACUUGAAGGUUCACCUGAGAAUUCACACUGGAGAGAAGCCUUACGCAUGUGAUCAGUGUGGAAAGAGUUUUAGGCAUAAAGUGACACUCGAUUACCACAUGAGGAUUCACACAAGAGAGAACAGUUUUCUAUGUCAUCAGUGUGGGGGGAGUUUCACAGACAGCAAAGAACUUGAGAAUCAUGUAUUAACUCACGGUAAUAACACUGGAGUGAAGACUUUCAUGUGCCAUCACUGUGGAAAAGUUUGCAUAAACGCAGCAAACCUUCAGAUUCACAUACGUGUUCACACUGGAGAGAAGCCUUUCAUCUGUCUCCAGUGUGGAAAGAGUUUCUCACGCAAAGGAAACCUUCAGACUCACAUAAGGCUUCACACUGGAGAGAAGCCUUUCACGUGUCAUCAGUGUGAGCAGUGUUUCACAUAUCAAAGAGACCUGACACGUCAUUUGCAAACCCAUUCUGUAAAGAAAUUUCAGGUUUCAGAGUAUGACAAGAGGUUUAGAAAAAAUCACCAGCACAUUCACUCUAGAGGAAAGAGAUUUAAUCAUGUUCGGUGGAAUAAAAAAAAUCUUUCGCGAUCAAACUUACAGACACACCCGAGAAGUCAUGCAUUUGUGAGACCCUAUUUUUGUUCUAUAUGUGGAAAGAUUUUUAAAUGGCUCAAGAGUUUUAAAUGGCACCAGAAAAUAUGUAUUGUGCAAAAUUAGUUUCAGGUCAGGAGUUCUCAACUCUGGCCCUUGAGGUCCUGCGGUUUAGCUCCAACCCUAAUCGAACACACCUGAACAAGUUAAUCAAGGUCUUCGGGAUUGCUAGAAAGUUACAGGCAGGUUUGAUCAAGGUUGGAGCUGAACUGCAGGACAGUGGAUCUCGAAGGCCACAGUUAAGAACCCCUGGUGUAGGUCAUCACUUACAUGUUUGAUUCAGUUAAAACCUCAAAACUAUUCAUUGUUAGUAUUAUUGAUAUUAUUAAUAAUCAUUAUAUUAGUUGUGAUUAUUGAUAUAAAAUAUUACAUGAAUAAAAUUCUGUUGCUGUGAAAUGCCACAACGUAAAUGAGAAAUCAGAAAAAUAAAAGGAUGGAAACUGAAUGAAAUAAUAAACACUGCAUUAUCUGAUUCAACGUGAUUUAAACGUGUGUUUUCAUUCUGAAUCUGAAUUUGGCUACUGUUGAAGUUUCUGUGAUGGCAU
This is a messenger RNA of Labeo rohita (rohu), 2199 nucleotides long. RefSeq names its product gastrula zinc finger protein XlCGF57.1-like. The transcript is spliced from 3 exons. NCBI's taxonomy places the organism in Eukaryota, Metazoa, Chordata, Actinopteri, Cypriniformes, Cyprinidae. Gene Ontology annotation, cellular component: nucleus. Gene Ontology annotation, biological process: regulation of transcription by RNA polymerase II. Gene Ontology annotation, molecular function: DNA-binding transcription factor activity, RNA polymerase II-specific; RNA polymerase II transcription regulatory region sequence-specific DNA binding. The record is from RefSeq and is a predicted model, not a curated record. Bases 119 to 1720 code for a protein of 533 amino acids.